Messenger RNA from Amoebophrya sp. A25, 239 nucleotides. NCBI's taxonomy places the organism in Eukaryota, Dinophyceae, Syndiniales, Amoebophryaceae. The record is from the annotation of a GenBank genome assembly.
GUUGAAGCUCCUACGAGGGGCAGUUCGGAUAUCGAUGUGGAGGCUAAAAGUUCGCCUGUAGAGGCUAGUGUUCCUAGUUGUGCUCCGACGAAUCCAAUGCCACCAACGGCGAGGUCUUCUAUUAAAGAUGUCGACGCUGAUUUUUACCACGACCACAGCCCACGACCAGAAGCAGCUGCUGGAGUUUCUCCUUUAGUUUCUGCUCCUAAACAAGAAUUGGCGCGUGAACUUCUCCUGUG